UUAACACUCGAAAGGGGACACAGGGAGAGCCUGUGAAAACUCGGGCACUGCUGGGGCCUGUGGAUGAUUUUUUUUUUCUUUCACUUUGUAAACGUUUCUGAUGGGCGGAGCAUUUAGUCAUCUCUUCAUUUCCUAAGCUGUGUUUCAACUUCCUUCUGGAGCGAGUCCUUUCCUGCACUAAUCACAACUUUUUACAGAGCAGAACCUGACAGUGUGUGAGCCAGUGUCAGUUAUUAAAUGUACCCCUGACAGAUCCCCCAAAAUGAGAUUUGCAGCAAAAAUUCUGUGGCUUAUGCUAUGGACGGUUUGUGUGGCACAAGAUUGUAAAGAACCUCCACCAAGAAAAGAGACAGAAAUUCUGUCAGGCACCUGGCAGGAGCAGAGCUAUCCAGAGGGCACUCAGGCCACGUAUAAAUGCCGGCCUGGAUAUCGAACUUUUGGCAGUAUCUUCAUGCAGUGCCGGAAAGGGGAGUGGGUGGCCCUCAACCCAUCCAAGACAUGUCGCAAACGGCCCUGUGGACACCCUGGGGAUAUUGCCUUCGGUUCAUUCCACCUUGAAGAAGGAGAUGAGUUUGUAUAUGGUGCCAAAGUGGUGUAUACAUGUGACGAGGGGUAUCAGCUGGUAGGUGAGAUUAAUUUCCGAAAAUGUGAAGCAGAUGGGUGGACCAAUGACGUUCCCAUGUGUGAAGUUGCUAAGUGCUUGCCGGUGACAGAACCAGAGAACGGGAGAAUUAUCAGUAGUGCCGUGGAGCUGAACCAGGAGUACACUUUUGGACAAGUUGUCCAGUUUGAGUGCAAUGCCGGUUUCAUGCUUGAUCGGCCUAAAGAAAUACAUUGCUCGGCAAACGGUGUUUGGAGUGGCGAAACACCUAAUUGCGUGGCAAUUUCCUGCAAACUACCAGAAAUUUCACACGGAGUACCCAUGAAUCCUAAGAACACUUACAAAGAAAAUGACCGACUUCAAUAUAAAUGUCACAGUGGUUUUGGUUACAGUGAAAGAGCAGACACCAUAUGCACUAAGUUUGGGUGGUCGCCAACUCCUUCGUGUAAAGAAAUUGCGUGUGACCCUCCCUAUAUUCCAAACGGUAACUACAGUCCUCAAAGGACCAAAUACAGACUUGAAAAUGUAAUCACAUACCAGUGUAAAAACGGCUUUUCUCCUGCAACCCGAGGAAAUACGGUGAGAUGCACUAGUGUAGGCUGGGAGCCCCAUCCAAGAUGCACCUUUCAACCCUGUGCUUUUCCUGAAAUAAAACAUGGAAGCCUACAUAAUGAAAAUAGAUAUAAACCAUACUUCCCAGCAGCUGUAGGAAAGUGGUAUUAUUAUUCCUGUAAUGACAACUUUGUGACUCACUCACGAUCAUUCUGGGAUCACAUUACUUGCACACGAGAAGGAUGGUCACCAGCAGUGCCCUGCCGCAGAAGAUGUCUCUUCAGGUAUGUGGUACAUGGAUAUACCCCAAGUUCUGAAGAAUAUCAUAAAGAUUAUUUCCAGGGUGAUACUGUAAGAGUUGAGUGCCAUCCCGGCUACAGCCUUCCCAAUGAGCAGACCUCAAUGACAUGUACGGAGAAUGGCUGGUCCCCUCCUCCCACAUGCAUCCCUGUCAAAACAUGUUCAAAAUCGGACCUGGAAAUUCCAAAUGGAUUUAUUUCUGAAUCAGAUCCUACAUAUCCUGUACAUAAACGAGUACAAUAUAAGUGCAAACAAGGAUAUGUGACAACAGAUGGUCACACCACUGGGUCGAUUACAUGUCAGCAAAAUGGAUGGUCGGCUCAGCCCACAUGCAUUAAAUAUUGUGAUGUGCCCGUAUUUGAGAAUGCCAGAGCCACAGGUCAUGGCACGCGGUUUAAGGUCAACGAAAGGUUGGACUAUGUAUGCCAUGAUGGAUAUAAAAAUGGAAAUGGACACACCAGGGGUACCAUAGUAUGUGGUGACAAUGGUUGGUCUGACACACCCACAUGUCAGGAAAGAGAAUGCACAGUUCCCGAUAUAGAAAAACACGUAGUUGCUGAGCCAAGGAAAGACACAUAUAGAGUCGGAGACGUGCUGAAAUUCUCCUGCAGAAACAGACUUCAAAUUGUUGGACCAGAUUCAUCUCAGUGCUACCACUUUGGAUGGUCCCCUGAUCCUCCAACAUGUAAAGAGCAAGUAAAAUCGUGUGGUCUACGCCCUGAGCUCCCCAAUGGGGAAGCUAAAAGCACCCCUAAAGAAGAAUAUCAACAUGGUGAAGUGGUGGAGUAUGUGUGCAAACCUAGAUUUCUGAUGAAAGGUUCUCACAGAGUUCAAUGUCUUGAUGGAGAAUGGACAACCUUGCCCAUGUGUAUUGAGGAGGACAGCACCUGUGGAGACGUCCCUGCACUUGCUUAUGGCCAUGUGGUGUCCCCUGCCGCUCCCUAUCACCAUGGAGAUUCAGUAGAGUUCAAUUGCAGUGAAGCAUUCACAAUGAUUGGACAUAGAUCCGUUAUGUGUAUCAGGGGAAACUGGACCCAGCCUCCUCGGUGCAUUGAAACAGAUGAACGUAAGAAGUGUAAAUUAUCAAAGUCAAUUGCACGGGAGACAAACCUAUCAAAUAACGAUGACUAUACCCAUAAUAUGAACGUAAUUUACACAUGUAGAGGAAAAUCAGAACACAGACACUCAAUCUGCAAAAAUGGAGAGUGGGAUCCCGAAGUAACCUGCACAGAAGUACGAAGAUGUCCACCUCCACCACAGAUUCCCAAAACUGAAAAAAUGACAACUACAGUGAAUUAUCAGGAUGGAGAGAAAAUAUCUAUUCUGUGUCAAGAAAACUCUCUCAUUCAGGGACCAGAAGAAAUUGAGUGCAAGGAUGGAAUAUGGCAGCCGAUUCCACGCUGUGUUGAAAAACUUCCAUGUUCUCAGCCACCUCACAUCGAACAUGGAACCGUGAAUUCACCUAUCUCUUCAGAAAAAGGAGAAGAAAAACAUGAACCCCACACUUACACACAUGGCACCAAAUUAAAUUAUAUUUGUGAAGAUGGUUUCAGGAUAUCUGCAGAGGAUGGGAUAACAUGCCACAUGGGAACAUGGACUUCUCCACCUCGGUGUAUAGGACUUCCUUGUGGACCACCACCUUUGAUUAGGAAUGGUAUUGGACCUAAAAUGUUAAACAGUUACCCAUAUGGAAUAGAAGUGACGUACAGGUGUUCCAAAGGAUUUGAGAUUGAUGGACCUGCAUCUGUAAAAUGUAUAGGAGAAAGAUGGUCCCGUCCACCAGAAUGCAUAAAAGCCAAAUGUUCUGACCCACCCAGGAUUGCUAAUGCCAUACUCGUGAGUAAGCGGAAGAAAUCGUAUAGUUCAGGAGAAGAACUGACUUAUAAAUGUGACGAAUAUUACCAAAUGGAGGGAUCCAAUAUUGUGCAGUGUAUAAAGGGCAAAUGGAUAGGGGAACCAACAUGCAGAGAUGUUUCCUGUGCGAAUCCUCCCACAGUGGAAAAUGCUCGUAUUCUAGACGGGAUGCCUAGGUAUAUAUCUGGUGAUAGAGUAAGUUAUGAGUGCAUCAGACCUUUGGCCCUAUUUGGGAAUAGAGAAGUGAUAUGUUUAGAUGGAACCUGGUCAGAACCACCUCAGUGCAAAGAGUCUGAAAGAAAAUGUGGGCCCCCUCCACCUAUUCAAAGUGGAGACAUCACCACAUUCCCAUUAGCAGAAUAUGCUCCAGGGUCAUCAGUUGAAUACCAAUGCCAGUUCUUGUAUGAACUUCAGGGAAACAAGCAGAUAACAUGUAGAGAUGGAAAGUGGUCAGAACCACCAAAAUGCUUUGAAGCCAAAUGUUCUGACCCACCCAGGAUUGCUAAUGCCAUACUCGUGAGUAAGCGGAAGAAAUCGUAUAGUUCAGGAGAAGAACUGACUUAUAAAUGUGACGAAUAUUACCAAAUGGAGGGGUCCAAUAUUGUGCAGUGUAUGAAAGGCAAAUGGAUAGGGGAACCAACAUGCAGAGAUGUUUCCUGUGCGAAUCCUCCCACAGUGGAAAAUGCUCGUAUUCUAGACGGGAUGCCUAGGUAUAUAUCUGGUGAUAGAGUACGUUAUGAGUGCAUCAGACCUUUGGCCCUAUUUGGGAAUAGAGAAGUGAUGUGUUUAGAUGGAACCUGGUCAGAACCACCUCAGUGCAAAGAGUCUAAAGGAAAAUGUGGGCCCCCUCCACCUAUUCCAAAUGGAGACAUCACCACAUUCCCAUUAGCAGAAUAUGCUCCAGGGUCAUCAGUUGAAUACCAAUGCCGGUUCUUGUAUGAACUUCAGGGAAACAAGCAGAUAACAUGUAGAGAUGGAGAGUGGUCAGAACCACCAAAAUGCUUAGAUGCAUGUAUAGUAUCAGAAGAAAUUAUGGAAAAACAUCAUAUACAGUUUAAAUGGACUUAUGAGAAAAAACUUUAUUCUAGAACAGAUGAUUUUGUUGAAUUUGUGUGUAAAAGUGGGUAUCGUGAACACUCACCAAAGACUGCAUUUCGAGCACGCUGUCGGGAAGGCAAACUGGAGUAUCCCAUUUGUGUGAGAAGAUGGCGAUAGAACAAAGUCAUGAAAGUAUAAUAUGCACACUUAUUUAGAAUUUUUGUUAUUAUUCCAAUACUUCUCAAUUUUUUUCAAGCAUUGAAAAAUCAGAAAAUUUUUAUUCAUAAAUCAGAAUUUGUGUAAAUAUUAUAUGGAGGAUGUCAUGUAAUCUGAGAGACCAAUCUAUCACUUCUUAAAAGCAUCUCAUUAAAAUGUGACAAACCAAAAA
Rhinolophus ferrumequinum (greater horseshoe bat) is the source of this 4733-nucleotide messenger RNA. It is a transcript of the gene CFH, whose product is annotated as complement factor H. Lineage: Eukaryota; Metazoa; Chordata; Mammalia; Chiroptera; Rhinolophidae. The transcript has 25 exons. The record is from RefSeq and is a predicted model, not a curated record. The coding region runs from base 263 to 4522 and encodes 1419 amino acids.